Yarrowia lipolytica CLIB122 is the source of this 1827-nucleotide messenger RNA. Lineage: Eukaryota; Fungi; Ascomycota; Dipodascomycetes; Dipodascales. The record is from the annotation of a RefSeq genome assembly.
AUGAGUUUAAAAUUAAAUAUUCAAAGAUGAUUAUUUUCUACAAAUGCUAAGGAUAUCGCGGUUCUGUAUUUUAUUUUUGCUUUAUUUUCAGCAAUGAUUGGUACAGGAUUAUCCGCUAUAAUUAGAUUAGAAUUAGCUAACACAGGAUCACCGUUCUUACAUGGAAAUACUCAAGCAUUUAAUGUAGUGAUCACAGCUCAUGCAAUAUUAAUGAUAUUCUUCUUCGUCAUGCCAGCUUUAGUAGGAGGUUUUGGUAAUUACUUAAUGCCAUUAAUGUUAGGAGCUAGUGAUAUGGCUUUCGCUAGAUUAAACAAUAUCUCAUUCUGAUUAUUAGUACCUUCAUUAAUAUUAAUAUUAACUUCAGCUUUAGUUGAAGCUGGUGCUGGUACAGGAUGAACUGUAUAUUUCCCAUUAGCAGGUAUCCAAUCACAUAGUGGUCCAGCUGUAGAUUUAGCUAUCUUCAGUUUACAUUUAUCAGGAUUCUCAUCAUUAUUAGGAGCUAUCAACUUCAUAACAACUUUCAUUAACAUGAGAACAAUUGGAAUGAAAUAUGAGAAUGUUCCAUUAUUCGCUUGAGCAGUAUUAUUUACAGCUAUCUUAUUAUUAUUAAGUUUACCUGUAUUAGCUGCUGGAUUAACAAUGGGAAUCUUCGAUAGAAACUUUAAUACUUCAUUCUUCGAGUAUGCAGGUGGUGGUGAUGCUGUAUUAUACCAACACCUAUUCUAUUGAUGAAAUCACCCAGAGGUAAAAAUAAUAUGCCUCAUAAUAUUGCUAUAUGCUGGGAAGUCCUUUAUAUCAAAGAUAUAUAAUAUUAAAGGCAGUAUCAAUCAUAUAUAUAUUAAUAAUGUAAUAGUUUUAAUAUUAUCUAAAUUAAAUUAUUGUAUUAAUAAUAAUAUAAUAAUAUAUAGAAAAGGAUUAUCAGCAGGUAACUUUAUAAAUAAAGGAACCUCAGAGACUAUACGCAAUAAUAUAGAUUUAAUUAUAGAAAUAUUAUUAUAUAAUAAAGUAGUUAAAACUAUUAAAGAUAUUUCUGUUCAUAUACCUAAACAUAAUAGAAUUAAUAAUGAUAAUGACUUAGGUUAUUAUUUAGCAGGUUUAAUGGAUUCAAAUAGUGAAAUAAUAAAUAAUAAUAUGAUAAUACAUUUUAAUAAUGAUGAUUAUAGUUACAUGUAUUUAAUUAAAAAACAAAUAGGUUAUGGUUCUAUUAUUAAAGGUAAUAACUGUAAAUUAAUAAUAAAAUCUAAUGGUAUACCUAAAGUAUUAAAUUUGAUAAAUAAUAAGAUAAAUAAUAAAAUAUUAUUUACACAAAUAAUAAAUUAUAUAAAAUUAAAUAAUUUAAAUAUAGAUUUUAUAUUAAAUAAUAAUUUGAAUAUAUUAAAUAAUUAUUGAUUAUCAGGGUAUUUAGAUGUAAAUUCUAAAUUUGAUAUAAAUUUAAAUUUAAUUAAUAAUAAUUUAUAUAAUAUUGAUUUUAAUUUAUAUAUAAAAGCACCUUUAAAUGAUAAAAAUAAUAUAGAUAAUAAUAUAUUAAAUUUAAUUAAUUCUAAUCUUAAAGGUUAUAUAUAUAAAGAUGAAAAUAAUAAUGCAAUAUAUAAUAUAAAUAGUUUAAAUAUAGUAUAUAAAUAUAUAAUGUAUUUAAGAAGUUAUCAUUUAAUGUCAAAUAAAUAUUUAACUUAUAUAUAUUGAAGAAAAACAUAUAUUAGAGUUCAAAAUAUAAUAUGAUAUGUUACUAAUGGUAUACCUAAAAUAGAUUAUUAUAAUCAUGAAACAGAAAUAUCAAAAAUAGAAAAUAAUGCUAUAAAAUUAAAUAAAUUAAAUAAUAAAACUUAA